UGAGAGAAUAAAGAAGAGAAAGAGUGUGUCCUCUCCUUGGGCAGGGAAGGGUCGAUGGUUAUCAUCAUCAUCGGAGGUAUUUUUUUUCUUAACGAGUGGUUAUUAUUAUCUGUCGUUAAUCGAAUGACUUUUUUUUUUCGGUUUGAUUGGUAAUUACGUUGACUGAGGGGGGAGGGUGCUGCUGACAUGGCCGGGGGGGCGGUCCGCCUGCUCCGGCAGGCGCGGAGUUCGACACGUGGCGGCGUCGGCGGAGGCGCCGUCGCUUCCGCCGCCGCUUCCGCCGCUUCCACCGUCGGUUCCGCCGCCGCCGCCGGCGCAACCCUGGCGCCCAUCUCGUGGUCUUCGCGUUUGGCUUGCUCGUGGGCAAACGCUGGCCGCUUCGUCUUCUCAUUGCCACGUCAGCAGCAGAACUUGACAGCAAAUCAACACGUGGCGCGACCUGCGUGGUCGCGCGCGAGAUCCAUUGCCGACCAAGAAGGUGCCGUUGGGUGGCGCGUAUCCCCACCUCCUACUCCUUCAUCCUCCAUUGCCGAGAUGACAGGCUGUCAAGCGAGGACGACGAUGGCUAUGGCGAUGGCUAUGGUGAGGAGAUCUGCGCUGACGCCGUCGCUGCUAUCGUCGUCAUUUUGUAGGUCAUCUUCCUUCUUGCCGUCGUCUUCCACAGCCCGUGAUGUUGCGCUGAAGACUGCCGCAAGGGUAGGAGGAAGAGGAGGGAUACUUAGUGUGGGAUCAAGGAGAGGAGGAGGAAGUGGAGGAGGAGGAGAAGGAGGAGGAGGAAGAGGUGGUUGGGUCGGGGAGGGAAGCCUGAGCAAGGGACGAGGAGGGGUGAUGAGCGCGCUGUCGAUGCCGCUUCGCCGAGUAGCGACUUCCUUCACCUCCUCUUCCUCCUCCUCCUCCUCCUCCUCGUUGACCUCUGCAAUUGCUGUCAUGGGCGCGCUGCGUGGUGCCACGUCAGCAGCAAUCCACGCUGGCAGCCAUUCUGCCAGCGUGGCGGCGGCGGGGGAGGCGACGGCGGGAAUGAAGGUGAUGCAGGCGAUGAAGCAGGGAAGUUUCGCCGAACUUUCGCGGCACUAUGGUCGAUGCUACUAUGAGUUAUCUAAAGCGCGAUUGAGUCUGUUGGUUGUGACGACGGCUGGAGCAGGAUACGUGAUGGCGAGCGGGGAGGUGAUUGAUUGGUCGGGACUGAUGUGGACCUCGAUCGGGACGAUGAUGGCCGCCUCCUCAGCCAAUGCUUUCAAUCAAGCAAUGGAAGUGGUUAAUGAUGCCUCCAUGAAGAGGACAAUGCGGCGGCCUCUGCCAUCUGGCAGGAUAGGGAUGGGCCACGCCAUCGCUUUUGCAACGUUGAUGGGAUUAGCCGGCGUGGGUGUGCUAGCGUGGAAGACCGACGGAUUGACAGCGGCCAUGGGCGCGGGGAACAUCGCGCUGUACACUCUCGUGUACACCCCUCUCAAGCAACUCCAUGUCUGCAACACCUGGGUAGGGGCCGUCGUCGGGGGAAUCCCCCCCUUGAUGGGUUGGUCCGCGGCCAAGGGGGGAGGGGGGGAGCUUGAUUGGUCUUCCGCCGCGGUCCUCGCGGCGGCGCUCUACCUCUGGCAAAUCCCCCAUUUCAUGGCGCUUGCGUGGCUAUGUCGUGCUGAUUACGCUCGGGGUGGGUACAAGAUGAUGUCCUUGGUCGAUAAGACGGGCAGGAGGACAGCUGGCGCUGCCUUGCGCAAUGCCCUUUAUCUCCUCCCUCUCGGUUAUGUAGCUAUGGAAUUAGGCUUGACGUCAAACUGGUUCGUGUACGAGAAUGCCUUGCUCGCGGGGUGGUUGAUUGGCUCCGCGUUGUCGUUCUACAAGGUCCCGACCCCGACGACGGCCAGAGGUCUCUUUCGCGCAAGCCUGGUCUAUCUUCCCGCCUUGAUGACUGCAAUGAUUGUCCACAGGGUACCGCAGAGGAACACGGCGGCGGCUCUGGUGACCACGGUGGAGGAGGAGAAGGUGGAUGGUCUUCUCCUCAUCGACGAGGAAGAAAGCACCGCCAUGGAGAAAAUCAGGAAGAUUGUGAUGGGAUUAGGAUUUGGAUUGAGAGACGUGGUUGGCAUACAUCGAAUCCGACCAUCAAUGCGGAGAGAUGACCAGGUUCGCGCGCUCAUUCAUGGCAACACGGCGACAGUGGGAGAGAUUGACGGCGAUGGUGGUAGUAGUAGUAGUAGUAGUAGAAGUGAUUGGAGAAUGAGUAACAGAGGGGAUGGAGACCGUUGGGAGGAGGAGGUGAAACUACCUCCUCCUCCGAUUGCACACGUGCUCGUCGCGCCAUUUCCGUUCUUGCCGGCGCCACACUUCGGGCUCUAAUGAUUAAUCAAGGUUAGAAACACUA
Chara braunii is the source of this 2359-nucleotide messenger RNA. The record is from the annotation of a GenBank genome assembly. Lineage: Eukaryota; Viridiplantae; Streptophyta; Charophyceae; Charales; Characeae.